Messenger RNA from Sarcophilus harrisii (Tasmanian devil), 1469 nucleotides. It is a transcript of the gene FAM50A, whose product is annotated as family with sequence similarity 50 member A. The record is from RefSeq and is a predicted model, not a curated record. Gene Ontology annotation, cellular component: nucleus. Lineage: Eukaryota; Metazoa; Chordata; Mammalia; Dasyuromorphia; Dasyuridae. The transcript is spliced from 13 exons. The coding region runs from base 60 to 1088 and encodes 342 amino acids. Gene Ontology annotation, biological process: chromatin organization.
AUCGAAUCGGCUCUUUCCGCUGGCUGCCCAGCCCAGAAGGCCGCAGAGCGUCUGCUAGCAUGGCCGACUACAAGGGUACUGCCAGUGAGGCGGCCCGCGCCAUGCAGCUACUGAAGAAGCGGGAGAAGCUGCGGGAACAAAUUGAGCAGAUGAAAAAACGGAUCGCUGAGGAGAAUAUCAUGAAGGCAAACAUUGACAAGAAGUUCUCAAUCCAUUAUGACGCAGUAGAGGCUGAACUCAGAUCCAGCACUGUGGGUCUUGUAACCCUGAAUGACAUGAAGGCCAAGCAGGAAGAGCUGGUGAAGGAGCGGGAAAAGCAGCUGGUCAAAAAGGAACAGUCCAAAAAAUUUUACCUAAAGCUAGAGAAACUGCGAGAAAAGAAAUGCAAGAAGGAAGACAAGCAGAAGAUCUCUAGCCUGUCCUUCUCCUUGGAUGACGACGAGGAAUUUCAGAAAGAAGAGGGCGAUAAGGAUGGUGACCCGCUACAAGAAACGAUUCCUUUAAAGAAAAGAAAAUUGGGGAAGAACCCAGACGUGGACACAAGCUUUCUUCCGGACCGUGACCGAGAGGAAGAGGAAAACAGGCUCCGGGAGGAACUUCGGCAGGAAUGGGAGGCCAAGCAGGAGAAGAUCAAGAGUGAAGAAAUUGAAAUCACGUUUAGUUACUGGGAUGGCUCUGGGCACCGGAGAACCGUGAUGAUGAAGAAGGGGAAUUCGAUACACCAAUUCCUGCAGAAAGCUCUGGUGAUCCUGCGGAAAGACUUUAGUGAACUGAGGUCAGUAGGAGUGGAGCAGCUCAUGUACAUCAAGGAGGAUCUGAUCCUUCCUCACCAUCGCAGCUUCUAUGACUUCAUUGUCACCAAAGCCAGAGGAAAGAGUGCUGCUGGUCCCCUAUCAGGCCCACUCUUUAACUUUGAUAUGCAUGAUGACGUCCGGCUGCUCAAUGAUGGGACAGUGGAGAAGGAUGAGUCACAUGCAGGAAAGGUGGUGCUGAGAAGCUGGUAUGAUAAGAACAGACAUAUUUUCCCAGCCAGCCGCUGGGAGCCCUAUGACCCAGAGAAGAAAUGGAACAAGUACACGAUCGUUUGAGCACCUGUAAAAGAUAGUGCGUAAUCUCUGUCACCUCAUCUCCAUCCUCAUCCACUCACCCUCCUUUGUUAAGCCUGACACGGAAUGUUCACAGCUGUCUCUACACAGCUUUCCUUGCCCUCUGCUCUUCCUGUCCCUCCUUUCCCUUUCAUAGAACUUCCCCCUUCCCACCGGUUUGGUUUCUUUUCCCCCCCCACUGGUUUUCUAAUGUCUCCAGGUCCUUUAGGUCCAUCUGGGAAGCAGAUCCUGGAACUGGCGCAGAUUAGGGAAGCUGUGACAGAGUUGAUUCCUGAAUUUCUACUCUCUAAGUCUGUUACUUACUGUUUGUUACUAGUACGUUUCUUAUUUCAGAGUAAAUAAACUUUUGUGUGAGAACUGGAA